Colletotrichum orchidophilum is the source of this 2394-nucleotide messenger RNA. RefSeq names its product DNA polymerase alpha/epsilon subunit B. Gene Ontology annotation, molecular function: DNA binding. Gene Ontology annotation, cellular component: epsilon DNA polymerase complex. Lineage: Eukaryota; Fungi; Ascomycota; Sordariomycetes; Glomerellales; Glomerellaceae. Bases 1 to 2394 code for a protein of 797 amino acids. The transcript is spliced from 2 exons. The record is from RefSeq and is a predicted model, not a curated record. Gene Ontology annotation, biological process: DNA-templated DNA replication; error-prone translesion synthesis.
AUGGAUCUUCCACCGUCGAUAUCCCCAAAGCGCAAGCAGAUGCCCAUGGGCAACAUCUUUGGCGCAAGGACGCCUGCCCCUCCAUCUUCCGCGAUACCCUCCUCCUCGCCCGCAUUCGGUACCCCGGUCCAUCCUUUGAAAUCUUUCAAGGUUUCGGCGCCCACGAAACAUGCGAUUCUUCCCAUAAUUCUGCCCCCGGCCACACUACGACCACUGGCAUUUCGUACUUUCACAAAGAAACACAGCUUGACGCUUACCUCUACCGCACUGCAAGAACUAGCUACCUUUAUCGGCCGGCACUGUGGCUCUGCAUGGCGAGAGGAAGGGCUUGCAGAGAAGGUUCUGGAGGAGGUGGCCAAGUCAUGGAAGAGCCGCAACGGUGGAGUUAUCGUCGAUGGCGCCAGCCCGGAGUUAAAGGACAUUCUGAAAACUUUGGAAGGGAACAUGAGUGGGGGCAAGAUUGUGGCCGGCGCCAGAGGUUUGAGUAGACAGAAUAGUCUUCUGAUUGAACCAGGCCAGGAUGCGGACAUGUCGAACACGAGAUUGGGUUUGCGGCCGGCACUGGCAUCAUUGGCUCGGGAGGAUAGCCAACAGAGCUUCGGCAUGUCCAGCCUUGGCGUCGAGGAAGAGGAAGACGACGAGAAUAUUAGAGAUCCGCGGAAGUGGCUCAACGUCGUCGAUGCCUAUGAUCAACCAAGGUUCUCUUACAAUGUUGCCAAGAAGCAUUUCGAGAGAGAAACCUCGAAGCCAUCCCUGCUACCGCCAGCAUCACACAAGACUGCGCUGUUCAGGAACAGGUAUAACGUUAUACAUCAAAGACUGCUCAGGAAUGAGUCUUUCCAGACAUCGGCUGUCGCCAGCACGAGGGCUCCAUCGGGCAAACGCUCAUCAUCAAACCAACUAAACCACAAGAUUACCCCAAUUGCCAACCUCUUAGGUCGGCACGGCAGCCAUCACAUGCUUCUCGGCAUGUUGAAUGUCUUGCCUGCUGGUGGCCUCGCAAUUAGCGACCUGACUGCUACUAUUGCCCUAGAUCUAUCGCAAGCUGUCGCAAUUCCCGAAGAUUCGGCCUGGUUCGCUCCCGGAAUGAUUGUGCUCGUGGAUGGUGUUUACGAGGAGGAAGAGGAAUCCGUUGGCAAGGGACUGAGUGGUAGCAGCGGUGUUGGAGGAACACUAGGCGGGAGGUUCCAAGGUUUCUUCAUCGGCCAGCCCCCUUGCGAGAAGAGGAGAGCAACACUAGGGGUCAGCGGUCCCGAUGGCGGCCAGGAUCACACCAUAGGAGGUGGGUUCGGCUGGAUUGAUUUCCUCGGCAUCGGAAGCGAACGAGCCGUUGGAUCCAAGAUGCGAAAGCUCGAGCAACGCCUAUUGCCCCGCCACUCUGCGGAGGAGGUGCCCAGCAGAGGUCGGAUGGUGAUCCUCGGCGAGCUGAACCUCGACCAACCACGAACGUUGCAAGCCCUGCGUAAGGUACUUGCGAUAUAUGCGGCUGAACCAGAAGGCUCAAGCCCCAUGACUUUCGUCGUCACGGGCAACUUUACCCAGCAUGCCGUCCUUGCCAGAGGCGGUAGCGGCGGCAGCAUAGAAUACAAGGAAUAUUUCGACGCCUUGGCCUCGGCCCUAUCCGACUACCCCACCCUCCUCCAAACGUCCACCUUUGUUUUCGUUCCGGGCGACAAUGAUGGCUGGGUGUCUUCCUUCACCGCCGGCGCCGCGACUCCGCUACCCCGGAAAGCAGCACCGGACGUCUUCACAUCACGCAUUCGACGCGUUUUCGCGGCCGCGAAUGCAGAGCUCGGGGCCAAGAGCGACGGCGAGGCCAUCUGGACUUCAAACCCGAGUCGUCUGACGCUGUUCGGCCCGAAUCAUGAAGUUGUUGUCUUCCGAGACGAUAUCUCAGCCCGCCUCCGCCGCACAGCAGUCCGCCUCAAGUCAUCAAAACAGACGGCAGGCGAGGAUGAGGAGAACCAGCCUCCCGAGGCUGAGGGCGGAGCUGACGAUGUCGACAUGGCUGAGACCGACCGAGCCGUAGCAGAGGCUAUGGAUGUCGAUAUUUCCAGCGAGAAGCCCGCCGUCGAACAGGUCAAUUCGAGCCUACCGCAGGACGUCCACACGGCGCGGAAGCUCGUCAAAACGAUCUUGGACCAGGGGUAUCUGUCGCCUUUCCGUCAAGCAACCCGUCCGGUGCACUGGGAUUUUGCGACGGCACUGCAUCUUUAUCCGCUGCCGACGUCCAUGGUCCUCGUGGACACGACGGCGCCGCCGUUUUGUGUGACGUACGAGGGGUGCCACGUCAUGAACCCGGGCAGCAUUCUUGUGCCUGGACGAACGCGGGUCGGCCGCUGGAUAGAGUAUGAGAUUGGCAAGAUUGGGAAGUUACGGGAGACGACAUUUUGA